GAAAAUGAAAUCCAGAAGAAUGUCAGAUCAUCUAGAGAGAACAGCAAACAAUUUUCGUCAGGAGAUUAUUUCGAAAGCCAAAGUAUGUGGAAUCACCGAUGAAUCGGCAAGAGUAAAAAGACUCCGAUUGGCAGUAGCGGAUAAAGACUUUACUUUUAAGGCAGGACAAUGGGUAGACUUCUUCAUACCUGGGGUUGCUGUAGUUGGUGGAUUUUCAAUAUGUUCAAGUCCUGGUCUGUUGGAAAAAGAGGGAGUACUGGAACUCGCAAUAAAACAUACAACACACCCUCCUGCUCAUUGGGUUCAUACUCAGUGCACUCUUGAUUCUGAAGUGGCUUUAAGAGUGGGAGGCAACUUCUACUUUGAUCCGCAGCCUGCUGACCCUCCUGCAAACCUGGUGCUCAUAGCAGGUGGAGUGGGAAUUAACCCUUUGUUCUCCAUACUGCUUCACGCCGCAGACCUUCAUAGAGCUCAGGAGAACAAAAGAACAGCAUACAAAAUGGGAAUGACAUAUCUGUUCUACUGUGCAAAAAGCACAGAUGAGCUGCUAUUUAGGAAACAUAUCCUUGAUUUGACAUCUGCAUUUCCUGGAAAGAUUUCUUGCAAUUUCCAUGUUACUCAGCAAAGUUCACCCAUCUGUGAGAAACUUCAGCCUUACAUCAAGGAAGGAAGAUUGUGUGGAAAUGAUCUAGAAAAAUGCAUCUCCAAGGAUAAUUUGUGGUAUAUCUGCGGUCCACCCCCAAUGAUAGAAUUCAUCUCUGAACUGCUGGAAAAUCUUGGUGUGGCUCAAAAGAAUAUUUUCUUUGAGAAAUGGUGGUAGCAUAUGGCAGCAGUUCUUCAGCAGAAAACUGAAAUGAAGAUAAUGGAAGAUCGAGAUAACUAUACGUAGAUGAACGAUGAGACUUUACAGAAAGUAAAAACUGUUAUUUGCCAAAAUGUGAUCAUUCUGUAUUAAAUAAUGUAACUUAUUUUUAAAUUUUAAUUUAAUUCUUGAUUAAAGUAUAUUAUGUAAAC
Messenger RNA from Pogona vitticeps (central bearded dragon), 1014 nucleotides. RefSeq names its product oxidoreductase NAD binding domain containing 1 (gene OXNAD1). NCBI's taxonomy places the organism in Eukaryota, Metazoa, Chordata, Lepidosauria, Squamata, Agamidae. Gene Ontology annotation, cellular component: mitochondrion. Gene Ontology annotation, molecular function: oxidoreductase activity. The record is from RefSeq and is a predicted model, not a curated record.